Pieris macdunnoughi is the source of this 894-nucleotide messenger RNA. Lineage: Eukaryota; Metazoa; Arthropoda; Insecta; Lepidoptera; Pieridae. The record is from the annotation of a GenBank genome assembly.
AUGAAGGUUAUGACCAUUUUACAUAAAGCUACCUUAAACAUCCUCAAGCCAAAGCAAUUUUCUUACCAUGUUCCUAUUUGGAAUCAGCAGCAUCGAAAUCUAAUGUCCAGACAGCUGGUUUACAAUGAAUUUGGGGAUCCCUUACAUGUUGUAAAAUAUCGGGAAUGCGAAGUACCGCCUCUUGGAAAGCAAGAAGUGUUGGUUAGAAUGUUGGCUGCACCAGUGAAUCCUGCUGAUAUAAACACGAUACAAGGAAAAUAUCCAGUUAAAGUAAGUCUUCCAUCAAUCCCGGGAAAUGAAGGUGUAGGUCUAGUGGAACAGGUUGGUUCAGAAAUUAAAGAUUUAAACAGAGGUAAAAAAGUUAUCUUGACGACUUCACUACAAGGGACUUGGCGAGAUGUUGGAGUAUUCCAGAGAUCUUCACUUACAGUGGUACCAGAUGCUUUAGGAGAUGUAGAAGCUGCUACAUUAACAGUCAAUCCAUGCACAGCAUUUAGAAUGUUGUGUGAUUUCGUGUGUCUGAAGAAAGAUGAUGUUGUGAUCCAAAAUGGAGGAAACAGUGCAUGUGGACAAAAUGUAAUUCAAAUCUGUAAAGCCUGGGGUGUGAAGACUGUAAAUAUAGUCAGGAAUAGACCGGAAAUCAAUGAUUUGAAAGCAUACUUAACAAGUUUAGGGGCAACUUAUGUGUUUACAGAAGAAGAACUACGUAGUGUUCAAAUUUUUAAAGGGGAAGUUAAGAAGCCUUUGUUAGCGUUGAACUGUGUUGGUGGAAAAAGUGGAGCUCAAUUAUUUAGGUAUAUGGAUCAUGGAGGCACUAUGGUAACCUAUGGUGGAUUAUCCAGAAGUGUUAAAAAAUUCACUUGCUCCACAGGGAUUUGCUGGUUGAAGAUAUAG